UUGCUCGCGCGUGCCUCCGAUACGUGACGCUUCCCUGCAUCAUUGGUAUGCGAACGUAUAACCUAAAUCUGACGGGCGAUAUCGUGUAUCGGAAGAUUUGUAAAACAGAUCGGGGGCACUCGAUAAUCGCAAGGAAGUAACAUUUCCCCAGGAUAGAUCCACCGUGAAAGUAUACAGAUAACAAACUCAGACGACAGAUAAUACACUUCCACGAACGAACACUAACAAACACUAAUGUCGAGCGUGAUCGUGUUGAGUGACUCGGACGAGCCGUCGUCACCUAUUGAUAAGUGCUGCGGAAAUGGACGCGUCAGCGAAACUAACGAGAAAUACCACACUGACACUUCGAGGGACAUCGAUCUCCCGGAGGUGCCGUUCUGCCGCAGGACGGAAAGCUCAUCGUCGCCGAACGACGAGGAUCUCUACGAUUUCAACGUCAACAACGUUGAUGAUCCCAAGCGCGCUCGUCGCAGGUCGCCGCAUGCCGCGUCCGAUUCCCACGAUUCCGAGGACAACCGGGUCGAAAAGGCGACGGCGGGAAAGGGGAGCUCGUCUAAGAAGAACAAGAGCGCGUUAAAGGAGGAACGACUGAAACGGCAGCAAACUCUGGCGAGGGAGAAAGCGUUACGGGCGAUCACCUCGAAGAAGUCGCGCGACAUGAAACCCGGGGAGUGCGUAAAAUUCAUGGAGGUCAAUCUCGACGAAGGUAUCAACGCGUUUCCCUUUUCCGCGGAAAUUCAGACCGUACUGCGAGACGCUGAUGUUUCGUUUAACGUAACCACCGAAUCAAUUCCGAACAGUAUCACGUGGCAGCGAAACAUCGAGGAGUGUUUCGUCGACGAGAACAACGAGAUACGCGCGAGAAGGAGGGUGCAGAAGGAAAAGUACGCCGUCGUUAUUUGGAGCAACCGUGAAGCCGUGAGACACGUAGCGGACGGUACUCUCCGCACUUCCGUCUCAAGCUGCAAGGCCUUGAUACCGGAUUACUCCAUGACGCUGGUUAUCUUUGGCAUGGAGGAAUACUUCGCGUGUGGCAAGAAGGCUUCUAAAGAGAGAUCAGAGCAGAAUUCCGGAGGCAAAGGAUCGAGGCACAGAGGCAAAGGUAAUCAGCAGUUCGACGCUUUGCCGAUCAUAUCAAGGCAGCAACUCGAGAUGUGCCUGACCGAGGUGCAGAUUGUAGACAAGUGUAGCAGCAGAUUGAUCGAGAACGCGCAGGACUUGGGGUUGAUGAUCUAUCAGUAUACGAAGUCAAUUUCGGAGAUACCGUAUAAGUUGCAGAAGAAGGACAAUCUGGAGAGUAAGUUCGACUGGUAUGUCAUGGGAGACAACAGGAACACCGUACGCGUGGACAAGGAUGGGAACGGACUGAAGAGAUUGUGGCAGCAGCAGCUGAGCCAGUUUAACUUGAGCACUCUGGAGACGGCGGAGGCAAUAUGCAAUGUUUACCCGAGCCCGGCGCAACUUGUCGAGGCUUACAGGAAUCGCACACCUGAGGAGGGCAUGAAUUUAUUGAGGGAUAUACCAAUCAGAAGAGCGGCGGGGCCUCUGACGGCUGCGCGUAAGGUCGGCCCGGAGUUAAGCAAGAAGAUAUACGUGAUGUUCACGUCGGAAAACGGAGACGCUCUACUGGGGGCCGAGGAUUGAGCCGCAGCUGCCAAUCAAUAUCGUACAGCAAUUUUUACCUAUACGUAAGUCUCUUCUACUUGCAACGUGCUUCUCGCGCACGUCGAAGUCGUAAUGCGAAUGUAUCCCUCUUAACAAUUGUAUGUGUAUAUAAUUUACGAGAAGUGCCGUUCCCGCUGCUAACGCCCCGUGCAAUACUUCUCGUCCCUCGAAUUCUUUGGCCGAUUCGGAAUUAGUAGCGGGCAUCGAAACAUGUCACGGAAGAAUAUAUAAUAAUAAUAAUAAUAAUAAUAAUAAUAUUAAGCGCAAUUAAAUAAUCUCGAACAAUAAAUAUUCUCCUCUCUCUCUCUCUCUCUCUCUCUCUCUCACGUUCCUGCGUCGACACGUCGCACUGAAGAACGUUGAGAGUAGAGAUCGCGUCGUAAUCUUACAUAAUAAUAAAAUACACUAUGAAUCAC
Molecule: messenger RNA, 2081 nt
Organism: Dinoponera quadriceps
Lineage: Eukaryota; Metazoa; Arthropoda; Insecta; Hymenoptera; Formicidae
Gene: mms4
Product: crossover junction endonuclease EME1
Exons: 3
Coding region: 235-1644 (469 amino acids)
Biological process (GO): resolution of meiotic recombination intermediates; mitotic intra-S DNA damage checkpoint signaling; replication fork processing
Cellular component (GO): nucleus; Holliday junction resolvase complex
Source: RefSeq, a predicted model, not a curated record